ACCACAGGGUCAUCUGACCCGGGAGGAAGUGACGAUAUAUUCUUUACCGUGGCAGACUCAAAGUGUUAGUGAGUUUUUUGACCAGGGACCAAAAUUAGCUCGAGAUCCCCUUCACGUCCCGAUGGCGACUGAAGGAAAUGAUGGCGUGGCCGUCGUUCACCGACUGGUCCGCCUGCCCCCGUGCUCCCACUGCCAAUCAGUUGUCAGCCAGACAGCCCCCCCCCGCCCCCCACCCGUCGGCUUCUAUCCAGUGAACGUUUCAUCAGUGAAGCUCGUUGAUCUCUGACAUCAUUUGAGACCUUAGCUGCUGAUCUUUGAAAUCAACUCUAACUUUUAAAUGAGUUCAGUAAAGUGCAUCAACUUCGUUUUGAACAGAGCAGGAAAUCCCCAGAAAGGCGUCUGUUGGUAUAUUUCAUGUCUUGAAUAUAAAAGUGUUGUGCUGAUGUUAAUGGACGUGUGAAUGUCUCCUGCAGCUCCCCUGACUCAUCGCACCAUGGCAGAUACCGAGCAUGACUUCCAGACCGGUGAGUCCGGCGCCUCCGCCACCUUCCCCAUGCAGUGCUCCGCUCUGCGCAAGAACGGCUUCGUGGUGCUGAAGGGACGUCCCUGCAAAAUCGUGGAGAUGUCCACCUCCAAGACCGGCAAGCACGGGCAUGCUAAGGUUAAUAUGGUCGGCAUCGACAUCUUCACCAACAAGAAAUUUGAAGAUAUGUGCCCCUCCACCCACAACAUGGAUGUUCCCGCAAUCAAGAGAUUAGACUACCAGCUGAUCAACAUCAAUGAAGGCUACAUGUCCUUGUUGGGCGACAACGGUGAAGUCAGGGAGGACCUGCGUGUCCCCGAGAACGACAUCGGCAAGGAGAUCGAGUCCAAGUUCGAAGGAGGCGAGGAUUUCCUGGUCACCGUGAUCAGUGCCAUGGGGGAGGAGUGUGCUGUCGCUACCAAGGUCCUGCCCAACAAAUAGGGAGACCAGACAACAAGCACCACCCACAACCAGUCUCUUGCAUUCUCAUCGGUUCUGUCACCAAAGCGUCGGCCUUCACAGACAACCUCAAUCAUUCUGUUGUGAUUCAUCAUUGAUCUUAUUUCUCUCCUUUUUGCGUUGGCUCCCCUCGUGGCUGUUCUGGAACGUUCCCCCGCGGCUCGCUGCGUGGUCCUCCGCCCGAUCACUGAAGUUUCUGUUCGCCAACGAUCUACUUUAUAUAAAAACAACUUCAAAAAUAAUGAUCGCUCGCUCGUUCCUGCUUAUUUUCGCCUUCAAAGUGUUUGGUUUCUGCCACGCACGUUCCUGAAUGUUUAAAUAACAACAGGAUUCAGCUUUUGUAUGAUUAUUUUUUUAUAUUCUUUAGAUUGAACAUAGCGGGUGUUGAACCCUUUAGAGGGACGGGAGGGGGAGGGCAGCAGCUUGAGUUGUAGGGAGGGAGGGAGGGUCGCCCCUGUAGAUACUAGAUUCUGGUUUAGAUUGUCCCAGUAGCAGCCGUGUCGCUUCCCAGUUUGGCCUGUGCUCUGGUUCCUGACUGGAUUCUGUGCACUUAGAUCAGAUUUACCCCCAAUCGCUGGGUUCGGUGGCGGCGAGGCACUUCCAAGCACUUGAGGUCCCCCCCCCCCCCCCCCCCUGCAUGUCAAACCUCUAAAACCAAGAAAAGAGUAGUUCUAUUUUUUUCUUCCCCCCCACCCCCCCCACCCCCACCCCAAGAUGAACAGAAGCAAACUUCAGUGAUUUCCCUCAUGACGCCGGUCUCUGGUCUGUAGAAGUUGGAGGGCUGUGAGGAGCCUGUGCACUCACGCCUCUCGUUCUCCGGUCGAGGGCGCGCUCCGCUGACCCAGUCAUACCCCCCCACCCCACCCCCCAGUACAAAAGGAGUGUUCAAUUUUGUUUUGAGAGGCAUGAGUGUGUAGCGGUGUGGGCCUCCGAAAUGUGUGAGGCGGUUUGCAGUGAGGUGUGUGUAUCUUUUGAGGGACUCGAUCGGGGAGGGUGGUAGAGUUGCAAACUUUUUGUUCACUCGAGGCCUUUGUCACCUGACUGGAGAUGGCAGAAAUAAAAUAAUGAAACAAAUGGACAAAAACUGCAAACUAUGUCUGUCUGGUUUUGUUUCUAUAAUAAACCUGAUAAUGAGUUUGAAGAGAA
This is a messenger RNA of Pleuronectes platessa (European plaice), 2128 nucleotides long. It is a transcript of the gene eif5a, whose product is annotated as eukaryotic translation initiation factor 5A. Gene Ontology annotation, biological process: positive regulation of translational termination; positive regulation of translational elongation. Gene Ontology annotation, molecular function: translation elongation factor activity; ribosome binding; RNA binding. Lineage: Eukaryota; Metazoa; Chordata; Actinopteri; Pleuronectiformes; Pleuronectidae. The record is from RefSeq and is a predicted model, not a curated record.